Messenger RNA from Thermothielavioides terrestris NRRL 8126, 1285 nucleotides. RefSeq lists its product as uncharacterized. Gene Ontology annotation, cellular component: cytoplasm; Golgi lumen; fungal-type vacuole. The record is from RefSeq and is a predicted model, not a curated record. Bases 415 to 1203 code for a protein of 262 amino acids. The transcript is spliced from 2 exons. Gene Ontology annotation, biological process: cellular response to oxidative stress. Lineage: Eukaryota; Fungi; Ascomycota; Sordariomycetes; Sordariales; Chaetomiaceae. Gene Ontology annotation, molecular function: glutathione disulfide oxidoreductase activity.
GCACUUUUUGGGCCAAGUCCUGUGUGAUCCUUCGUUGGUGCCUUGGGCGGAUGCAUGAGUAUACGGGUCGGAUUGUUAAGCAGAGUUACACAGCAGUGUUAGUGGCAGCUGUGGCGUUCGGGAGAAGCUCGGCAGACAACCUUGGUUUCUUUUGACGUCGCCUCCGCGCCUCGACGCACGAAUGAACUGGGAACGCGUCGCGCAAUGCCGAGUCGUUUUCAACACGAUCCGGUCCAAGGCCCCAGUUGAUGCUUGGCGUUGACGUUGAAUCCGUUACGCAGACGGACAACGUAUUACAGGAUCGGGCCGGCAGAGAAUGCAGCGGUGGCUGCGUUGAUGCGACAUUGAUCCGACGCGACGCGACCGAAGUGCCAUCGCCGUCCCGCGCAGCCAGCUUCUCCGCCGCUGCCCGCCAUGCCGUCCCCAAGACGUCUCCGUGUGCUCGUGUACCUCGUCUUUGCCGGCUUUGUUACCCUGCUCUUCUUUACCUCGCGGGCCCGGCACGCGCGAGAGGCCGACACACGGUCGCUGCGAGACUUCUACUCCAAAACCGCAGCCGCGAUCGACAAGGCGCACGGCGAGACGGUGAUGGCGAAGCACGAUGUGGACGCGGACGGGGACAUCGAUGCCGACGACGACGUUCUCGCCAGGGAGAUGGCCGCCCGGCUGCGGCAGGCCGAGCAAAGGGCGAAGGACAGCGCCGAGGCCAAGGGACCAAGCAAGCCGGACCCACCCGAAAAGGUGAUCGGCGUGGGGAGCGCCGCGAAAGGGCAGGAAAGGGGCGGUCCCAAGGCGAAGGCCGAAGUCGAGGUCAAAGAAUCUGAGGAGGAGGACCCUGAAGUGGAGGUGCAGCUGAACGAUAUCCUGAAGAAGGCUCCAGUGAUCAUCUUUUCCAAAUCAUACUGCCCAUACUCGAAGCGGGCGAAAGGCAUCCUGCUCGAGAAAUACGUCAUCGAGCCUACGCCCUACGUGGUCGAAUUGGACCUGCAUCCGCUGGGGCCAAAAAUACAGGCAAGGCUCGGCGAAAUGACGGGAAGGAAGACGGUGCCGAACAUCAUGGUUUACGGCAAAAGCAUUGGUGGCGGCGACGACAUUGCUGCUCUGGACCGGGAGAAGGCCCUCGCCGACAAGAUCACGUCGCUCGGGGGAAGCCGCGUCCAGGUGUCUGAGCGCUUUGUCGGAAGUUCGCAAAAGAAAGACUAGCCGCCCCGCCGUUAAACUCUGGCUCGCCCGACGCAGGCCUGCCGAUGCAAGGCUUGGCCGUGUCCUCUGUCCGACCUAGGAC